AUGAAAUCAAAAACUCCCUCCUCGGAUUCCCUUCCAUCCAAUCUUCAGAAAGAUGGAGAAUCAUCUCAAAAAAAGAUCUUUGGUAAUUGCAUUGAUAUCAUUUCGGUGAGAAAAACGUUUGACCAGAAUUCUAUUCCGAUGAAUCAUCCUCCUUCUCAACAACAACAACAACAAUCGAGUGUUCGAUGUACUCCUUUCUUUGUGAGAUUUCCUAAAAAACCAAAAAUCAAUCAAAUGGUUCAAGUGUUUGUGAAAUCUUUUAAUCCACAACAUGACAUGACUGCAGAAAUGUAUUGGAAAUCCACUCAGGAAAAUCCUAAAUUGCAGAAUGAAGAAGUUUUGAUUGCUACGAUGGCUCUUGAAGCCGGUUUUCAAAUUCCAUUUUUUGAUCGUUCGUUGUUUUCACAAAAGAAAGUUGCUGAUUUGUUGAUGGGAAUGGAUGAAGAAGAGAAUGGAGACGUAUCCAAGGUGACAACUGACAGCACGACUGAGGGUGGUGACACUAAAGAUUCCAUUACAAAACAACAAGAAUCGAUUUCUUUAUUGGAACAUGAGAUUGCAGAACAUGUUGAAGAAUAUGAAUUGAAUGAACAUAAAGAACAUGUCGACGCUUCCAAAGUUGAUGUGUCAGCUGUCAUUGAAAAUAUUAAGGAAGAAUAUGGAUUGAAUCAGUCGAGUCAUUCAUUGACAUCUUCAUCCUCUUCAUCAAUGACUUCUCUUCAUUCAAGUGUCAAUUCUGAAGAAUUUGAAUUAUUUAAUUAUGCUUCUGAAAGUGAAAUGGAAGAAUUUUACAAACGUUACAAUUCCCUCAAAACACCAAAAGAAAAGAUGAAAUUCCUAAAAGAAUCGACCAGGAAACGUCGUGACGACAAGAUGGACAUUGAAGAAAAGAUGAGAAAACGAGAAAUGUUAAAACAAUUGGCAGGUGACAUUGCCUUAUCUAUGGGAAUUUCCAGAUCUCACUCAAAACUCUCUUUCAACCGUAUCUCAUCUUCCACUCCAACUUCACCAACCACUCCAGGAACACCUCUCUCUCCUGAAUCUGAUUCUGAUCAAGAAAAAGAAGGAAAAAGUGGUCGAUUGAGAAAAAAGUUUUCCAAUUUGAAACAAAAAUUCAAAAAAACUCCAUCCGUUGCCACCAAUGCUUCUUCUCAACCACAACAGCAACAACAAUUUUCGAAUAGUUCCUCAUCCUCAAGUCAAAUGACAAAUUCAGAAUCAUUUGUGAAUUCUGAAAAUGAAAAAUCAACAAAUACUCCCUCUCGAAGAGAAAAAUGGAAAGCGAAAAUUUUACAAAGUAUUCAUGACGAAUUGCUGUAUCCUCAUGAAUGGUUUAUUCCUUCAUCUUCUCAUCUUAAAACUAUUGAAAAGGAAUUGAAAAAGUUUUAUGACAGAGGAGAAACAAAAUUGACAUUAAUUUUUAAGACGAAUCCAGCAGAACAAAAUGCUCCACAAGUGUCACUUUUGGGAAGUAAUAUUGCAAAGGUUGCUGGAGCGACAAAGACCAAUAAACCUGUGAAACAACAAAUUGCAAUUGGAAGACUCUAUUUAUGGAAUGAACAUGAUAAGAUUGUUGUCUCUGACAUUGAUGGAACCAUUACAAAGAGUGACGUUGGUGGACAAGUGGCAUGUCGAGUUGGAAAAGAUUAUGUCCACAAAGAUAUUUGUCAAACCUAUGUUGAAAUUUCAAAGAGAGGUUACAAAAUGUUAUAUUUAACAGCACGUCCAAUUACAAUGAGUUCAACCACUCGGCAUUUUAUUGAACGUUUAAGACAAGUGACAAGUAAUGGAAAAAUUGUGAAUUUACCUGAAGGUCCUGUCUUUACUGCUUAUAAUAGUGGAACCAAUGCUUUAUUGAGAGAAGUGAUUUUAAAACGUCCUGAUACUUUUAAAGUUUACAUGUUGGACAUUAUUUUGAAAACAUUUGUACCUGAAUUGAAUGAGUUGAAUGCUGAACAACGACAAGAAGUACUCAAAACAAAAACACCAUUCUUCUCAGGAUUUGGCAAUCGUAUUACGGAUGAUAUUUCAAUGGCUCAAUUAGGAAUUGCACUUGAAAGAAUUUUCAGAAUUAAUCCAGCUGGAAAAAUUAUCGUUGAAAAAACCAAUCAAUGUUUCCAAUUUCAUACAGAAUUACUUCCUUCACUGGAUUCAUGGUUUCAACAACUCAAAGUUCAUAAUCCUAACCAGAAACAUUAA
Molecule: messenger RNA, 2199 nt
Organism: Naegleria fowleri
Lineage: Eukaryota; Heterolobosea; Eutetramitea; Acrasida; Naegleriidae
Exons: 4
Coding region: 1-2199 (732 amino acids)
Molecular function (GO): phosphatidate phosphatase activity
Source: RefSeq, a predicted model, not a curated record